This is a messenger RNA of Bactrocera oleae (olive fruit fly), 2282 nucleotides long. Its product is annotated as pH-sensitive chloride channel 2. Lineage: Eukaryota; Metazoa; Arthropoda; Insecta; Diptera; Tephritidae. Gene Ontology annotation, biological process: chemical synaptic transmission; signal transduction; nervous system process. The record is from RefSeq and is a predicted model, not a curated record. Gene Ontology annotation, molecular function: excitatory extracellular ligand-gated monoatomic ion channel activity; chloride channel activity; transmitter-gated monoatomic ion channel activity involved in regulation of postsynaptic membrane potential. Gene Ontology annotation, cellular component: synapse; neuron projection; plasma membrane.
AGUUCAAGUAAAAGAAUAAUGAAGCCGUUUUAGAUAUGAUGGCAGCACUAUUCGGUUUUGUGAAGAAGAUGGCGAAACAAAAUAUAGUAUCCACGUGUGGUGUGGUAAUCCUAACAUUGUUUGUAAACAAUAGUUUGAAUAUCACAGUAGGGGAGAAAUGAUGUUGGCGACAUUUGAUAGUUUGAAUAUAACUGUAGGGGAGAAAUGAUGUUGGCGACAUUGUAAAAUUCAUGCCUUUAACGCAGUGUAUCCGCAAACACGCCACGUUAAAAAUUGAAAAUGAAGUCAAGUCUAAGAUGCGCAGUUUUUCUUUUAUUGGCUGCCACAAGCAAAACUGCUGAUACGAACUGUCCGGCUUUGAAUGAUGCCGAUAAUCUCUCACAGACACAGUUAAUUGAACGGCUUACACACGGCUGCCGUUAUGAUCGCCUGGAGCGACCGGUUAGCUAUACCGAAAUAAAUGGCGCACGCCUGCCCAUAGACGUUUAUGUGCGUGCUUAUAUUUACUUCAUGCAAAACUUAGAAGCGCAUGAUUUGCAAUUUAAAAUACACGUGUUACUGCAAUUACGAUAUCUCGAUCCCCGCUUAACGUUCCGUAAAGUGGCGCCAAAGCGAAGACAACCUAUUUUGGGCGAGAAGCAAUUACGAGAUACACUUUGGAUGCCGCAUAUAUUUUUGGCAAAUGAAAGGGAUUCAAGUUUACUAGGUACUAAUGAAAAGGAUAUACUGACUUCAAUUUCACCCGAUGGCACUGUAAUCAUAUCGUCACGCAUUAAAGCUACACUCUAUUGCUGGAUGAAUUUGCAGAAAUUCCCUUUCGAUGAGCAACAAUGCAGCACCAUACUAGAGAGUUGGAUGUAUAAUACAUCUGAACUUGUGUUGCAUUGGGAACAAAAGCGUCCGAUAACGAUCGACCCCGCGCUACACCUAACCGAAUACAUGCUACAUGGUGCUUGGUCCAAUGAGACUGUAGUCAAUGCCGAUUUAAAUGAUUUGCGGCACGGUGCUUUUGCUGGAAAUUACAGCUCACUUAGUUUCACAGUGCAUUUAACGCGUGAAGUAGGCUUCUAUGUGAUGGAUUAUUUUCUACCCUCAGUGCUUAUAGUGGGAAUUUCGUGGGUGUCCUUCUGGUUGCAAGCAGAUCAAGCGCCACCACGCAUCAUGCUGGGCACCAGCACUAUGCUAACAUUCAUAACACUGGCCUCGGCACAAGGUAAAACUUUACCCAAGGUUAGUUACAUAAAAGUUUCGGAAGUGUGGUUCCUCGGCUGUACGCUCUUCAUUUUCGGCAGCCUCAUCGAAUUCGCUUUCGUCAAUACAAUUUGGCGUCGCAAACGUAAUGUGGAUGUGAAAAAACUGAAUAGCAAGCAUAUACUCAAAUCAACAUUGUCGCCACGCGCCAAACGACGUGCUACUGGACGUUCGCGUUCCUUCUGUGUGCCGCCGGCAACAACACAGAAAGAAAACGAUCCAUUUAAUAAUUAUCUUACGGUACACAAUAUACCGAUACACACGAUACAUGAGCAUGAAGUUGUGGAUAAUCUAUCGAAAUCGACUAGUUUCAGUAGCACAACAUUAAAUGCUGGUGAAAAAACAGAUUUGGGAAACGUUGAAAUGGGCGAGGAGCAUCACAAUAAUGGCUGGACCACGCUCACACCGCAAGAAAUAUCCAUGUGGAUCGAUCGCAAAGCACGUUGUGUAUUUCCUUUAGCUUUUUUAGUUUUCAACGCAUUCUUUUGGACAUUUGUCUAUGUAGUUUAAAUGCGGUUUUAAUUUGAAAGCUACCGGUACGCUUAAAUGUUCUUAGCUUUUUUAAUAAGGUUAUUUAACUGCUGCAUAAAACUUUUUAAUUAACCUAAGGCUAACUGUAAUAGUUUUUGCUGCCGUCUAUGUGUGAAAAAUUUUGUUUUGUUGUGUCAAAUUUAUUUUCGCUCUUUAAUUUUGGAAUUUAAUUUUUUUGUUUACUUUUUAGCACUCGAACACGUUAAAAAAUUCAUUGUUAUUAAGUUUUUGUAAACAUGUUUGCCCUGUAUAAUUUAACUAUUUUAAAACCAAAUAAUUUGUUAUUACUAUAUCCGUUACUAACAUUAUUUUUUAAAUUUAAUUAUGUAUAUUUUAAAAAUUGUGUAAUACAAAUCGUAAAUGCUUUAGGAAUCUUAGGUUCUACUUAAAAGUAAAUGUGAAUUUUUGUUCGUAAUUGCAACUUGCAUUUCUACAUACACACAUACAAGGUUGCACACUUAUUUUACGCUAAUGAAUCAAAGCUCUUUGUUUGCAUCAUA